AUGAACAGUAGUCUGUUACGGAUCUCAAGACCGCUUGUAUUGUCUCUAGCUCGUCCAGCUUAUCCAAGCUUGAUCUUUGCAAGAUAUAUCUCGUCACGCCGGUGUUUAUACAGUCCGAAACCAGGCAUUAUGAGUUCAGAACAACAAUUGCCUCCACUUGAUCCCAAGACGGGGGAAAUUAUCAUCAAUCCCCUCAAGGAAGACGGGAGCGCGAAGAGUGCUAAAGAAAUCGAAAAGGAGCACAAGAAGGCUGAAAAACUACUGAAAUUUGCCGCCAAACAAGCAAAGAAAGCUGAAGCCGCUACCAAACAGGCCGCUGCCCCCAAGAAGGAGAAGAAAAAGAAGGAAGUGGAGUUCAUUCCAGAGUUCGUUGACAAGACUGCUCCAGGUGAAAAAAAGAUCCUUGUUUCUCUCGAAGAUCCUGCUCUCAAGGCCUACAACCCUGCCAACGUUGAGAGUUCAUGGUACGAUUGGUGGGUCAAGUCCGGGUUUUUCGAACCUGAGUUUACUGAGGACGGAAAAAUCAAGCCCGAGGGUGCUUUUAGCAUCCCUGCUCCUCCUCCAAAUGUAACCGGUGCGCUACAUAUCGGACACGGAUUGACUAACGCUAUUCAGGAUUCCUUGAUUAGGUACAACAGAAUGAAGGGUAAGACAGUUCUGUUCUUGCCGGGAUUCGACCACGCCGGGAUUGCGACCCAGUCCGUUGUUGAAAAGCAGGUUUGGGCCAAUGAAAAAAAGACAAGACACGACUACGGCAGAGAAGCAUUCGUGGGCAAGAUCUGGGAGUGGAAAGAAGAGUAUCACAAGAAAAUUAGAAACCAGAUCAACAAAUUGGGAUCGUCAUAUGACUGGUCGCGUGAAGCCUUCACAUUGAGCCCUGAGUUGUCGAACUCUGUAACUGAAGCUUUUGUUAGAUUGCACGAGGAAGGUAUCAUCUACCGUGCUUCUAGAUUGGUUAACUGGUCGGUCAAGCUGAACACUGCCAUUUCCAAUCUGGAGGUUGAUAAUAAAGACGUGAAGGGCAAAAGUUUAAUGUCUGUUCCUGGAUAUGAUGAAAAAGUGGAGUUCGGUGUUUUGACUUCUUUCGCAUACCCUGUCGUCGGUUCCGAUGAAAAGUUGAUAGUUGCUACAACUAGACCUGAGACCAUGUUUGGUGACUCUGGUGUUGCCGUGCACCCAGAUGAUUCUCGUUAUAAGCAUCUCCACGGCAAAUUUGUUCAACAUCCUUUUGUGGACAGAAAGAUCCCAAUUGUUUGCGAUGCUGAGGCUGUUGACAUGGAAUUCGGUACUGGUGCCGUGAAGAUGACUCCUGCCCAUGACCAAAACGAUUACAACACAGGUAAACGCCAUAACUUGGAGUUCAUCAACAUCUUGACAGAUACAGGUUUGCUGAACGAGAACUGUGGCCCAGAAUGGGCAGGCAUGAAGAGAUUUGAUGCCAGAAAAAAUGUUAUCAUUGCCUUGAAGGAGAAGGGUCUUUUUAUUGGCCAAGAAGACAAUGAAAUGACCAUCCCAACUUGUUCAAGAUCUGGUGACAUUAUCGAACCACUGUUGAAGCCCCAAUGGUGGGUUUCUCAAGGUGACAUGGCUGCAGAGGCCAUAAAAGCCGUCAAAGAAGGUAAAAUCACCAUUACACCUAAAUCUUCCGAGGCUGAAUACUUCCACUGGCUAGAGAACAUUCAGGAUUGGUGUAUCUCUAGACAGUUGUGGUGGGGUCAUCGUUGUCCGGUGUACUUUGUUACCAUCGAAGGACAAGAGCAUGAUUCAAUCGAUGGCGAAUAUUGGAUUUCCGGGAGAACGUUAGAAGAAGCUGAAGCUAAAGCCGCUAAGAAAUUUCCUAACGUUAAGUAUACGUUGAAACAAGAUGAAGACGUCCUGGAUACCUGGUUCUCGUCUGGUCUGUGGCCGUUCUCCACGCUGGGCUGGCCAGAUAAGACCAAGGACUUAUCGCAGUUCUAUCCAUUUUCCAUGCUAGAAACUGGCUGGGAUAUUUUAUUUUUCUGGGUUUCAAGAAUGAUAUUGCUAGGCUUGAAGCUGACUGGUGAAGUACCUUUCAAAGAGGUCUUUUGUCACUCUUUAGUCCGUGACGCGCAAGGCCGCAAGAUGUCAAAAUCGUUAGGUAACGUCAUUGAUCCAUUGGAUGUUAUAACUGGUAUCAAAUUGGAAGACUUACACGCUAAGUUGCUAAGUGGUAACCUAGACCCAAGAGAAGUCGAAAAGGCUAAAAUUGGUCAGAAAGAAUCCUAUCCAAAUGGUAUACCACAAUGUGGUACUGAUGCAUUGCGUUUUGCUCUCUGUGCCUAUACAACCGGUGGCCGUGACAUCAAUCUUGAUAUUCUACGUGUCGAAGGUUACAGAAAGUUCUGUAACAAAAUUUACCAGGCGACUAAAUUUGCUCUGUUACGUCUCGGUGAUGAUUACCACCCACCAGCUGAAGAGAAAUUGUCUGGAAAUGAAUCUUUGGUUGAAAAAUGGAUUUUAAACAAACUCACACAUUACUCGGCCUCUGUCAAUGAAGCCUUCGAAAAGCGUGAUUUUUUGACCUCAACCAGUGGUAUUUAUGAGUUCUGGUAUUUGAUUUGUGAUGUCUACAUCGAAAAUUCCAAGUACUUGAUUAACGAAGGCACUGAUGCCGAGAAGAAAUCUGCAAGAGACACUUUGUAUAUUUUGAUUGACAAUGCAUUAAGAAUGAUUCAUCCAUUCAUGCCUUUCAUCUCCGAAGAAAUGUGGCAACGCUUGCCUAGACGCGCUUCUGAAACUUCUCCUACCAUCGUUAAAGCCUCUUAUCCAACAUAUAGAAAAGACUUUGACAACCAAACAGCUGGCAAAGAGUACGAAAUGAUUUUGGAUGCGAUUAAGGAGGCUCGUUCUUUGCUUGCUCAAUACGGUAUUUUGAAGAACGGUAAGGUUUUCAUUGAGUCAUCCAAUGCAGCAUUUUUUGAGACAGCGGCGUCCCAAAAGGACUCUAUUGUUUCUCUAAUCAAGGCUAUUGAUGAAGUCAAUGUGGUGAAUAAAUUGUCUGAAGUACCUGGGGGUGCUGUCUUACAGGCUGUUACUCCUGAGAUCAACGUUCACGUUUUGGUCAAGGGCCACGUCGACAUCGAUGCUGAGGUUUCCAAGACCCAAGGUAAAUUGGAGAAAGCUCAAAAGGUUAAGGAAAGUGUCGAAAAGGUUAUUAAUGGCUCUGACUAUGAGGCAAAGGCCAAUGAUCAGGCCAAGACUGCAAACAACACUAGACUUCAGAACACCCUGGCCGAAAUCGAAGGUUUAGAAGCCACCAUCGCCAACCUCGAACGUUUAAAGCUGUGA
This is a messenger RNA of Lachancea nothofagi CBS 11611, 3309 nucleotides long. NCBI's taxonomy places the organism in Eukaryota, Fungi, Ascomycota, Saccharomycetes, Saccharomycetales, Saccharomycetaceae. The record is from the annotation of a GenBank genome assembly.